AUGGCUCAAAUAAAUGAAGCCGAAGGUUUAUCAAAUGAAGGCAAUUCAAAAUCAUCAAGCAUGCCAAAACUUGAAAAUGCACAGUGGAUACAAGAAGGUACAACGGUUGCAGGCGGUAAAAAAUGGGGUACUGGUUUAGGUGAUCUCAAUUUUCCAUCAGGUAUCGAUGUCGAUGAUGAUGAGACUGUUUAUAUAGCUGAUUACUCGAAUAAUCGUGUUGUGGAAUGGAAAAAAGGUGCAACAACUGGUAAAGUAGUUGCUGGUGAUGGUGAUCCAAGAAAUCGUGUUGAUCGAUUGUGUCAUCCAAAAGAUGUAAUUUAUGACAAAGCUACCGAUAGUUUUAUAAUCGCUGAUGAAGGAAAUAGAAGAGUAAUUCGAUAUCCACGUCAAACUGACUUGAGUAUACAAACGCUUAUUCCUGGUGUAGAUCCAUCCGAUCUAGCAAUUGAUAGCGAUGGAAACAUAUAUGUUUGUGAUCAUAAGGCGCAUGAAGUAAAACGCUACAGACAAGGUGAGACUGUUGGAACAGUCGUAGCAGGUGGCAACGGAAAAGGUGUUCAUCUCAAUCAGCUCAGUCAUCCAACCUGUAUUUUCGUAGAUAAAGAUCAUUCAGUAUAUGUUUCGGAUUGGGGCAAUCAUCGAAUAGUCAAGUGGGAGGAAAAUGCAACAAAAGGUAUCCUUAUUGCAGGCGGUAAUGGCUAUAGCAGAGAUCCAAUGGCACUAGCAGAUCCAUUUGGAGUGUUUGUAGAUGAAUCAGACACUGUCUAUGCUGUUGAUUGGAGAAAACAUCGUGUAGUGUGUUGGCCCAAAGGAGAUACACAAGGUAGUGUUAUUGUUGGCGAAGACAAAGAUGGCAAUGGAUCCAAUCAAUUCUAUCAUCCUAUGGAUAUAGCAUUCGAUAGACAAGGCAAUCUCUAUAUUAGCGAUUAUAGUAACAAUAGAGUACAAAAAUUUAAUAGAAACACAAAUAAUAUUUAA
Rotaria socialis is the source of this 978-nucleotide messenger RNA. The record is from the annotation of a GenBank genome assembly. Lineage: Eukaryota; Metazoa; Rotifera; Eurotatoria; Philodinida; Philodinidae.